UUGCCUACGACAUGAACGUAAACAGAUAUACGUCCAAAAUGUACCUACAGAAUCAACACGUAUCUGUAUCCAAAAGUGACAUAAGAAUCUACUGGUUCAUCUUACUACUAUUGGCAGUCUCAUCAUCGUCAGAUACUGUAACCCUGACCGGGUCGUCUGAGUACGCCGUCCCUGGGACUGAGUUUACACUGACGUGUGAUGUACCAGAGGAGGCCAAUAGUGUCCAGUUUUACCGCCGUCGUGACGUCACUACUCCAGUAGGUGGUAUACAAAUAGGUGGUGACCAAUGUUACAACGUUAAAGUCAGCCCCGCCGUCCCCUGUACACCGGAUGUCUGUUCCUGUGUAACGUCUGGAGUAAGGCUUGGUACAGCGUUCCGGUGGAUCAUACAGCCACAGCAGACGGGAGACCAUGGAUCUGUGUGGUACUGUAGACGUACCAACUUUUACCUACCUAAUGGUAACAAACAAGUGGACAGUGAUGACUAUACACUCAACAUGGCAGGUAUACAUUAAAUGUUCAUAUACAAUAUGUUGUCUGUUAUGCAAGUAUGUAGUUGUAUAGUCUAUCGUGGUAGGGGAUCAUUAAUAAAGCAAUGAUAUGCAAUGUGAUACAAUACAAAUGGCGAUUCAUACAUGUUAAUUGAUAUAUAGUAACCUGCGUGUAUGAUGCGAAGUUCACAUAUAAAUGUACCUUCAUCGAAGGAUACAAAUGUUCG
This is a messenger RNA of Pecten maximus, 718 nucleotides long. RefSeq lists its product as uncharacterized. The transcript is spliced from 2 exons. The coding region runs from base 12 to 515 and encodes 167 amino acids. NCBI's taxonomy places the organism in Eukaryota, Metazoa, Mollusca, Bivalvia, Pectinida, Pectinidae. The record is from RefSeq and is a predicted model, not a curated record.